CGGGUUUUAACGACACAUAUUUACGCCAUCUAACCCCCAAAGAACCUGUAUUAUGGAUACACCUAACAUGUAGCAAAGGCACGUGCCCCAGUGCUGUGGUAUUCUAAUGGUGUUCUCGGGUAGAUAAAACAUAAAGCAUCUACAACCAUGGAUGUGGCGGUGACCGUCGAGUCGCUAACGUAGUCCACAGUUUUUUGCUUACAACUAGAGAAGCCCGGCACCUUGCAAGUGUUGUAUCUGAAUCUCCCAAAAAAUGACGAUCCCCGGAGGUCGAUUGUUGUUUUUUUUGGGGCCCUCUGAGAAGGGCGAGCUCAAAGUUCUGCGUUUGCUUGACGUCUCUUGUUGAACACUCACGACACAGGCACGCGAUGCUCGCCAUCUGUGAGCCCAGGCAGUAAUUCCCAACCUCCCCCCCCCCCCAUGAAAUGUGGCGACAAGUCAGGAUAUCAAUUCUGGGGGAAAUCCAAUGAGCUACGAAGCUAUUUUCACAGAUGUCCAGCAUUUCACCGGUGUCCGGUGAAGCCGAUAGACAUCGCUAUCCGUUGUUACUAGGUAUAGUAACAGCUACGGGAGUGUCCUUGCAUGACCACACUGGCUGGCCAUGACACCAGCGCACGAUGUAUUCGCCGCGCUGUUAAUUUCAUGAGAGCGAUAAACAAGCGGAACCCUGUUUGUGAAAGUUGCUGCUUCCGGCCAUCCUUGACUCCGCAGCGCCGAUGUUUACGCAGCGCCCCAGGCACGCCUUUGAGGCUGAGUAGACCCAGGGGAGGGGAAGGCAGGGUCGGGUCGGAUAUCACUCCGCCGUUGAUGUCAGCCGUGACCGGGAUUCGAUCUUGGGUCGUCGGCAUCUCUGGCAGUGUGCUAACCAAUGUGCCACCGCUCCCCACGCCCACACACACGCGCACACGCGUUCACGCACACACAUGCAUGAACAAAGCACCCCCCAGCCAACCCCUUACCACGGGCUAUCAGGCUGAAUGUGUUAACACGCGCACGGAGAUACCUAUCGUUUAUUUAAAUAAGAGAUAACGUGUCUCUUUUGAAAGAGAAACCUGGGGAAAUCCUUCAAAAUCUUGAAAGGGGUUCCACGUGCAGUCUUACACACGGUACAGACGCACGCACCGGGCAACUUUAUAUAUAUUUUUUAAAAAACGCAAUUCAGCAACAUCAUGCCCACUCCGCCUUGACAUCGCCUCGUGCUGUUCUCCGCGCGACUCCAAUCGGUCACUGAAUUGUAAGGCGGAGUCGACCUCGGGGACGGAGCGGUCCGGGUUCAGACAGCGAUGAGGUGUCAUCACGGCGUUCCUUGCCAUGGCGGAGCGAUUACCCGAAGCUGGCGCGCCCAGGGACCACGGCAGCCGCCUGUGCGGCCGUGGAUCCCGUCCCACCACCACUACCACCACCGCCACUGCCACAACCACAACCAGCUCUACGGCCACCACCAGCGCCGUCGGCAAGACGAGCAGCAGCGUGAACGCUGCCGGCAGCAGCAGCAGCAGCGUCGUGGGCAGCAGCACCGUGAUCUACAUGCCGCGUUGUGUCCACCACCCGGAGGUGACCUCGGACGCCGGCGAAAGUUUCCCCGCCGCUGGGCCGCUGCCCGGGGCAGGAGCGUUGCCCGGGGCGGAGAGGCGGCACGACCGGGCGGCCGGUGGUGGUGGCGGCGGUGGUGGCGGUGAUGGCGGUGGUGGUGGAACGGGAGAUGUUGGGGAAGAAGGAACGGAAGACCCGGAGCUACCUUACCCCGCGCUCGCGCCCGUCGCCUUCUUCGUCAUGAAGCAGAGCACGAUGCCCAGGAGCUGGUGUCUCAGGAUGGUUUGUAAUCCGUGGUUUGAGCGGGCGAGCAUGCUCGUCAUCCUGCUCAACUGUGCCACCCUGGGCAUGUUCCAGCCCUGCGCCGAGGUGGAGUGCCACUCGCAGCGCUGUCAGGUGCUGCAGGCCUUUGAUGAUUUCAUCUUCGCGUUCUUUGCCGCGGAGAUGCUGGUGAAGAUGGUCGCCCUGGGCGUGUUCGGGAAGAAGUGCUACAUGGGCGACGCGUGGAACCGCCUCGACUUCUUCAUCGUGGCCUCUGGCAUGCUGGAGUACUCUCUUGCCAUGGAGAGCGUCAGUCUCUCCUCCAUCCGCACCGUCCGGGUACUCCGGCCACUGCGGGCAAUCAACCGGGUCCCCAGCAUGCGAAUCCUGGUGACGCUGCUGCUGGACACGCUGCCCAUGCUGGGGAACGUGCUUCUUCUCUGCUUCUUCGUGUUCUUCGUGUUCGGGAUCGUGGGAGUGCAGCUGUGGGCUGGACUUCUACGCAAUCGAUGCUUCCAGGCUGAGAACGUGACACUCGAGCUCAACAACAGCCGCAUGUCGCCGUACUACCCGUCGGACAACGACGACGAGAACCCCUUCAUCUGCUCGCUGCCCCGAGACAACGGCAUGCAGACGUGCGACACCGUGCCGCCCUCGGUGCUGCCAGGCGGGCCCCGCUGCCGCUGGCCACCGCCGUUAUCGCUGCGAACGUCGUCGCUGCCGCAGUCCUCUUCGUCCUUGCUGUCGUCAUCGUCGUCGUCUUUGUCUUACGAUGCCAACAGCUCUGGGCUCUCCUUCGCCACGCUAGGGGAGGCCGUGGCGGCUGGCCACGGCUACCCUUACAGCCAGGGUGGCAACGUGAGCGGCAAUUGCAUCAACUGGAACCGGCUGUACACGGUGUGCCGGGCGGGGCUACGCAACCCGCACAGCGGUGCCAUCAACUUCGACAACAUCGGCUACGCGUGGAUCGCCAUCUUCCAGGUCAUCACGCUGGAGGGAUGGGUGGACAUCAUGUAUUACGUGAUGGACGCCCACUCCUUCUACAACUUUAUCUACUUCAUUCUGCUCAUUAUCAUCGGCUCCUUCUUCAUGAUCAACCUGUGCCUCGUGGUCAUCGCGACGCAGUUCUCCGAGACGAAGCAGCGCGAGAACCAGCUGAUGGAGGAGCAGCGCGCACGCAUGCACGGCAGCGACAGCUCCCUCGCCAGCUUCCGCGAGCCGGGCAGCUGCUACGAGGAGCUCGUGCGCUACCUGGGACACCUGCUGCGCAAGGUGUGGCGCCGCUCCUCGCGAGCCUUCGUCGACGCUCACGUGGCCCUGCAGCGGCGCAUCAACCCCGCCGCCGCCGCCGCCGCAGCCGCCGCGGCCGCGGCGACGGCGGCGGCGGCCGCCGGCGGGCGUCCGCGGCGCGACCAGAACGGCAGCAAGCAGGGCACGCGCCCGAGACGCCGCCGCAAGGGGAAGAAGGGCAGCCGCAAGAGGCGCAAGUCCUGGAGGUCGGUGCACCACCACCACCUCGUGCACCAUCACCACCACCAUCACCACCACUACCACGUCAACGGGGGAGGCGGCGGCGGCGGCGGGCACCGGCCGGCGCUCGCGCGGUGCAUGUGCCGUCCCCGUGGCGGUAGCGGCGGUGGCAGCAGUGGCGGCGGUCCGAACGAGCGCGACGUGUUGCCGGCGGACGUUCGGACGGCCGUCGUGGUGGUGUCGUCGCCGCCGGCGCCGCCGCUGCCACCGCCGCCGCUUUCGUCGCCGUCCGGUAACUUUGGUGUGCGACGCACGCCGGGCUUGGCGUCCGUGCACAGCGUCUACCACGCCGACUGCCACCUGCUGGCGGGACGCCCGCUGCCAUUCCGGGGUUCGCCGCUCACCUCGGAGGUCACGGUGGCAGCGGCGGCAGCGGCGGCGGCCUCCGCCGUCGUCGCGUCGGCCGUGUCCCAACGGCCCCCGCCGCCUCGGCCACCGCACGAGAUGAACUACCCGACCAUCGUGCCGUCAGCGGUGGUGGCGCCGGACAAAGGGAACAAGACGUGGAAGACGCGAGGGCCCCGCCGGGGAGAGUCGCGGGCGCACAGCUCGAGCACCACGGAUGCCUUCGCCAAGCGGCACCACAUCUUCGCCGCUUACGCGGGCACGAGCGAGCUGCUGUGCCGCUGCCCGGCGUUCCCGAGCGUCCCCCUGGGCGUCCCGCAGCCCGACCUGCUGCCGGCCGCGGCAGGCGAAGGGUGCGCCCUGUGCGCCGCGGGACAGGACGAGCCGUCGGCGUGCAGGCGAGGAGGAGGAGGAGGAGGCGGCGGCGGCUGCGGCGGCGGUGACUCGGUCUCGGAGGGCUCCGCGUCCGGGCGCGAGUCCCCCUCCAGCGCCCGCGACGGCUUCGGGCCCGGGGAGGCCGUCUGCUCCGUCUGCCGCUGCGGGCGGCACUGCCGCGACCGCCGGGCCGGCUCCGGCUCCGGCUCCGACUCGGGCUCCGGCUCGGGCUCCGGCAGCGAUUGCGGCGGCGGCGACGACGACGGAGACGGCGACGGAGACGGAGACGGCGACGGCGACGACGACGACAGCGGAGGAGAUGAACGCGGCGGCGGCGGCGACGGCGGCGACAGCGGCGGGGGGGACGACGGGGAACGCGACGGGACGGGGAAGCGCGGGUGGCUGCGGCGCUGGAAGGAGCGGCCGUGCGUCGCCGGGCUGACGCGCUUCUGCCACACCGUGAGCCAGCGCUUCAGCUGGAUCGUCAACAGCAAGUACUUCAACCGCGGCAUCAUGGUGGCCAUCCUCAUCAACACCGUCAGCAUGGCCAUCGAGUACCACGAGCAGCCGGAAGAGCUGACCAACAUCUUAGAGAUCAGCAACAUCGUGUUCACGAGCAUGUUUGCGCUCGAGAUGCUUCUGAAGAUCUUCGCGUGCGGCCUCUUUGGCUACAUCCGCAACCAGUACAACAUCUUCGACGGCGUCAUCGUCAUCAUCAGCGUGUGGGAGAUCGUGGGGCAGUCGGGCGGAGGGCUCUCGGUGCUGCGAACGUUCCGCCUGCUGCGCGUGCUCAAGCUGGUGCGCUUCAUGCCCGCGCUGCGCCGCCAGCUCCUGGUGCUCAUGAGAACCAUGGACAACGUGGCCACCUUCUGCAUGUUGCUCAUGCUCUUCAUCUUUAUCUUCAGCAUCCUGGGGAUGCAUCUCUUUGGAUGCAAGUUCAGCCUGAAGACCGACACGGGAGACACAAUCCCCGAUCGGAAGAACUUCGACUCACUCCUCUGGGCAAUCGUCACCGUGUUCCAGAUCCUGACACAGGAGGACUGGAACGUGGUCCUGUACCACGGCAUGGCCUCCUCGUCUCCCUGGGCGGCGCUCUACUUCAUCGCGCUCAUGACCUUUGGAAACUACGUCCUCUUCAACCUCCUGGUGGCCAUCCUGGUGGAGGGAUUCCAGGCGGAGGGCGAUGCAAACAAGUCUGAGUCUGAUGGGGAGCAGUGCUCCCCCUAUAACCUGGAUGACGGACACGACAAGCUCAAAGAACUCCACUCCAUUGCCGUGCUGACACCCAAUGGGCUCCUGGAAGGAAAGUGCAUGUCAAUGCCACCGCUCAUCACCCACACGGCCCCCACGCCAUGGGGGUCUCCUCGCUCCCCGUCUCCCGACUCACGGAGAGGGAGCAGCUCCUCCCUGGGACCCUGCCCCGGGGUCCCCUCCCCGCCCAGCGGGCGCAGCUCCCCUUGGGGCGGCCGUGGGAGCGUGUGCAGCAGCCGUCGCUCCAGCUGGGCCAGCGUGGGCCUCGACGGCCUCCUGCCCCGGCCCGGCGGGCACACGCUGCUGCCCGUGCGCCACGACGACAAGGCGUCGCUCUCGUCGGCCGUGCGGAGGGACAGCCUCGCGCAGUGGAGCCUGAGGAGCAUCAGCCCACGGGGCAGCGUGUGCUCGGCGGGCACGGAGGACGGCCUCUCCCCCCGGGGCCUCCUCAUCGCCCGCCGCGCCGCCUCCUGUGACCUCCCCGAGCUGCUCCAGACGCCCGCCAUGCGCUGCAAUGGCUCGCCGCUCUCCCCGCUGUCGCCGCUCUCCCGCUCGCCCUCCCUGCCGAGGAGCGCUCGCUUGGCUCAGCGACACCACCAACACCACCACCACCAGCAGCAGCAGCAUCAGCAUCAGCAGCAGCAAUUCGUGUCGCACGGGAGCAGUCCGCUGCCCGGCAGGGAGACGCCGAGGUUGUCACGCAAGUUCAGCGACGAAGCCGAAGAGAUUUACGAUAGCCACUGCUUCAGGCUCCGUCGGCGACUGGAACCUUACAAGCCCAAGUUUUGCGAAUCCCGAAAAGAAUGGUCGCUCUACCUGUUUGCUCCACAUAACAAGGUCAGAAUGCAGUGUCGCAAGAUCAUCGCACACAAGGUGUUUGACCAUGUGGUGCUUCUCUUCAUCUUCCUCAACUGCAUCACCAUCGCCCUUGAGAGGCCAGACAUUGGAGCGGACAGCCCUGAACGGCUGUUCAUGACCAUUUCCAACUACAUCUUCACGGCCGUUUUUGUGACUGAGAUGAGCAUCAAGGUGAUCGCAAUGGCGCUGGUGUUCGGGGACGGCGCGUACCUACGUAGCACGUGGAACACACUCGACGGGUUCCUGGUCCUGGUCUCGCUGGUCGACAUCAUCGUGUCGCUCGCGUCCGACAGUGGAGCGCGCAUCCUGGGCAUCCUGCGCGUGCUGCGUCUGCUGCGCACGCUUCGGCCGCUCCGGGUCAUCAGCCGCGCGCCGGGACUGAAGCUGGUGGUGGAGACGCUGAUCACGUCCCUGAAGCCCAUCGGCAACAUCGUCCUCAUCUGCUGCGCGUUCUUCAUCAUCUUCGGCAUCCUGGGCGUUCAGCUGUUCAAGGGGAAGUUUUACUACUGCGAGGGCCUGGACACCAAGAACAUCACCAACAAGUCCGACUGCCUGAGGGCCAACUACAAGUGGCUGAAACACAAGUACAACUUCGACAACCUCGGGCAGGCCCUGAUGUCGCUGUUCGUUUUGUCCUCCAAGGACGGCUGGGUGAACAUCAUGUACACCGGCCUCGAUGCCGUGGGGCUCGAUCAGCAGCCCGUCAUCAACUACAACCCGUGGAUGCUGCUCUACUUCAUCUCGUUCCUGCUGCUCGUCAGCUUCUUCGUGCUCAACAUGUUCGUGGGCGUCGUGGUGGAGAACUUCCACAAGUGCCGGCAGCACCAGGAGGCCGAGGAAGCGCGACUUCGCGAGGAGAAGAGGCUCAAGAGGGCCGAGAAGAAGCGACGCAAGGCGCAGAAGAAGCCCUACUACUCCGAGUACUCGCCCGUGCGCCUCUUCAUCCACUCGGUGUGCACGUCAAGCUACCUGGACAUCUUCAUCACCGCCUUCAUCGGCCUCAACGUGCUCACCAUGGCGAUGGAGCACUACAACCAGCCCAAGUCUCUGAACGAGGGCCUCAAGUACUGCAACUACGUCUUCACCUCCGUCUUCGUGCUGGAGGCCUUGCUCAAGCUGCUGGCGUUCGGGAUUCGACGCUACUUCAAGGACAGGUGGAAUCAGCUCGAUUUGGCCAUUGUCCUCCUGUCCAUCAUGGGCAUUAUCCUGGAGGAGAUUGAGAUCAGUGCCUCCCUCCCCAUCAACCCGACCAUCAUCCGCAUCAUGAGGGUCCUGCGCAUAACACGCGUGCUGAAGCUGGUUAAGAUGGCAACGGGGAUGCAGGCGCUGCUGGCAGUGGUGGUGCAAGCGCUCCCCCAGGUGGGGAACUUGGGUCUUCUCUUUCUCCUCCUCUUCUUCAUCUACGCGGCUCUGGGGGUGGAGCUCUUCGGAGGACUCACUUGCGAGGACUACCCGUGCGAGGGCCUCAGCCGUCACGCCACGUUCGAGAACUUCGGCAUGGCGCUGCUGACGCUGUUCCGCGUGUCCACGGGCGACAACUGGAACGGCAUCAUGAAGGACACGCUGCGCGAGUGCAGCAGCCUCGACCGGCAGUGCAUCUCUUACCUGCCCGUCAUCUCGCCCAUCUACUUCGUGACGUUCGUGCUCACGGCGCAGUUCGUGCUCGUCAACGUCGUGGUGGCCGUGCUCAUGAAGCACCUGGAGGACAGCGCCGAGGACGCGCACGAGGAAGAGGAGGAGGAGAACGCGGCGCGCAUCGCGGCCGGGAUCAUCGGCGCCUCCGGCCUGCCCAGUGCCACCGCCCGCCUCCUGGGCAUCGCGGUGCCGACCGCGAACCCCGGCGGCAACCCGGCGCUCGCGUCCGUCUCGUCGCCGUCGUUCUCCCCGUCGCACUUCCGCUGCGUCGCGUCCUCGUCCUCCGCCGCGGCGGCGGCGGCGUUGGCCGGGAGCAGGGGAUCGAACCCUCGCCGCUCAGGGUUGGAGCUCCGCGCCGCUCGGCCCCCCGGCCGGUUGAGCAGCGAGCUCACGUUCCGGAGGCCCAGCGUGGAGAGCGUGGACGAAGGCCCCCGGCUCGAGACCCUGGGGGAGCAGACACUGCUGCUGCCCGCGGUGCGGCAUGUCGAGGUCAGCCGAGCCCUCUCGCUGCCCAGCGAUGUCCUCACGAGCACGCCCGACUCUCAGCAGCAGCAGCAGCAGCAGGGAGCCUCUGAGAGUAGCAGAAUGCCGGAGGUGGAACCAAAUCGGGCGGCUCAGAAAUCAGGUUCCACGGCAGGCUGUGGCAUGGCGGUGGCAGAGGGGACACUGUCAAGCUCGGCCAGUGGCCGCAGUGGGGGACCUGUGACGCAGGAGGUUGAGUGGUGCCCUCAGCAGCCCACCGCGUGCGAGUGGCACCGGUGUCGAGUGCGGCGGCGCCGAGGGUCAGAGUGCCUGGCAGUGUCAACUGGGAUGCAACGCCUCCUUGCGCAGGAGGCGACGGCUGCCGACCGGUCCCCGAGGCACGUGGAGCUUCCGGGGCGCCGACGCAGCCGCGGCGUCUCUCCCGCAGAUGGGUCGCCGCGAGCCUCGCCCGACGGCGCCCUCCACCGGCCUCCGGCACCCGAGCUGAUUCCCGACGCUCACGCGGACGGGAUGACGGCGGCGGCCGGUCGGCUUCACGCCGGGGGCGGCGGCGGCCUCCACGAGCGGGCCCGGGUCGUCCGCAUGCAACGACGCCACUCGGUGGACGUUUACCCACGCGACGGGCCGACGGGCUGCUCGUCCCGCCGUCCGCCGCCCUCGCCGCCGCGGGCGUCCAACGGUGGCGGCUGCGGCGGCGGCGGCUCGAAGGUCUGCGUCGGAAUCGGGUGGCGGAAAGCGCCGACGUCGCCGUCGCCGCCGUCGCCGCCGCUCAUAACCGUCGUGGCGCCGGGGGACGCCACGGAGACCGCGGCGCGAGGAGCCCCGGAGGCUCGGCGACGCUGCAUUUCGUACGAGUCGCUGGCGAGGAGGACGGGGACGCCGCCUGUUAGUCAUCAGCUCCAUCAGCAGCAGCUCCAUCAUCAUCAUCAGCAGCAGCAGCAGCAGAAUGAGCGUUGUCCCGACGGCCAUGGGCGCGAGCGCGGACGCGCGCUGCCGCCGUCGUUGUUGGCUGUGCCCGGCGACGGCGGCGCACCGCGAGGGCCGCGCUGUGCGGGACGCGGCUCCGUCGGGAGCCUCUCCGAGUUGCUGCUGCUGAAAGCGGCGGCGGCGGAGGAUCCGCUGGUGAGGCCGAGGACGGCUUCGCUGGGUGUCAAGAGCGGCACGUGCGGUGGGGCAGCCUCGGGGUCCAGGAGAAGCUUGGUGGCGGACGAUGGGGAGAAUGGCAGCGGCUGCGACGGAGUCUAGGUCUCCCUCGAGCGAAGGCAGAGGACCGGCCGACGGCGCUUGAGGGCGGAGUCGUUAUAAAUCGAGGUGCAGCCGUGAACAUUUGUUUUUAUUUUACUCAGCGAGGGUUAAUGUGCGUAACUUAUUGUCGUCUCAGCGAGGCGCUCCACUCGCGUGAUCUCCUCCCCAAGCCGUUCGCCGGGGUGAACCGAGCGAAAGAAAUCAGAGGAAGGAAUCGGUGUUGAUGUUUUACGGGAGAUUUUUAAACGAUGGACUUUUGUCUGCAUGUGACACGUAGCCUAAAUGUAACGAUGCACACGCGCGGAUGUCCGUCUCGUUUAGCCUUAUAGACUGUUGGGUGCAAGCGUUGCCGGCAAGGCACGAGUGAGGAAAUGGCGGUGGCCAGCGACACGCAUGCCGGGCCUCCUCUCGUCUCCCCAUUGCUCUCUUCGAUGAUGCCACUGCACCGGGUACUCAACUUAGGCCAGCUUUAGAUAUCAGUGUUGACACAGCUAUUGUGCAUCAUGGAAUGCCAUCAGACCCAGAUCGUUGAGAUUGUAAGGCGGUGUGCAAAACACACUCGUACAUUGUCUUUACACGUGCACACACAAUUUCGCACAUACACGUGUAUAUACGGUGCACACACACACACUGCCUAUCGGGCACACAGAUAACUAAUGUGUGGCUUUUUUAAGCAAUACCUAGCACUUGUAAGUGCUUCCAAAGUCACCCCUAUCAACAAGAAAGGAGAGACUUUGUUUAAGAUGUGAAAGAAGAAAUACCGCGAUUAAGGAACAACACAAACCCGUCUCAUUGGUCUAGACCCCAACGACAGCCGAGCCUGUGAAGUCCCAGUGGUCGCAGGACAGGAUUAAGAUUCCCAUUCGAAGAGUAUUGUGCACUUUAAGUCUGCAAUGUGUCAACACCGGACCACAACACCAAUGAGAGAAUAACUCAAGUUGUAAUCACUGGGUAAAAAGAAAAAAAACUGUAAAUAAAGCAAUUUGUAUGCAGACGGAGGAGCGGAGAAGUUAUAAAUACAAACAACAGUGGGCAUUUUCCUAAGGAAGCCAAGCAGGUCAAUUGAAAAAAAAAAACUGUCAAAGUCGCAAACAAAUGAACUCUUUCACGGAAUUUCAACAGCGAAGGAUAACUUUUAUUUAUUCUCCCCCCCCCCUCCUUGUUCUUGGUGCGUCGUCGUUUGUAAACGUGCAAAAAAAAAUCCACCCCCGCGGCACCCUCUGGACAGAAGAUUUGCAAAUGCUGCUUUGUGUAAUAAACCGGGGGACUGCACUUUGCGUGCCAGCUCGGAGCUCCAGAACUGAGCGGGCGCUGUGGAAGACUUUUGUCUGCAUGCUGAACCAAAAAAACCACUCUCCUCUGCACCGGAAUCCGCGUCCACCCUCCCAGCCACCCCCUCCCAUCCUUGCAUGCGAAGUGCGUCGCAGAACCAGCCAUCGCCCACCGUCACACCCUCUCCAGCACAGUGUUGGGGUUGUGAUUGUUUUUUUUUUUAGGGGGGGGGGGGGGCGAAGUAAUUCGACUUCCCGACAGCUGAUUUGCCCGAGGUUGUGGAAGUAAUGUGACGUAAUCCCGUCUACCAUGGGCUCUUUGCGGUGCUUGAUAACUUUCACGACUCGAUUCGGGACAGAAAGUCGCGGGUGGCCUCUCCACGCUCGAAUGGCCGUCGGAGCGGUGCUCGCCUGUGUCGGCAGUCCAGCGGUGGAAAUUCCACAUUUCCUAUGGCAGAGGACCAGGCUAUCCGUAUGACAACCACUUUUGACUUCGCACAAAGUUGUACCGAUUUUAUAGACCCCCCCCCCCCCCGCCAUCACCACCUCCCAGAGAGAGGACGUUAUCAUUUGAGCCCUCGCUGGGAUUUGAUUUUAACGCGCCGUUUGCAUCACAGAAUUAACGACAUCUAUGCCACGACUGGAGUCUGUGUAUCGUGAUCACGUGUGCAUUAUUGGCUGCCGCUGUCUCUGCAAUAACCUAAUGCUGCCGACCGCGUACAUUCCCCACAUCGCACGAAUAUAAUUAAACGCAAAUCAUAACAAAACAAAAUAAUCGACCGAAGUAAUGGCAGCCACUGGGCAUGAAUACGGGUUUACCGAAACUGGCCGAUGUGAUUACACUAAAAUCCGUUACUCCCCCCAACACUGACACCCUCUGCCAUUUGAGCCAUCGGACGCCUCGGCGGUCGUGACCGUGGGCGCUGAUCGUGGGCUGCGCCGCGGGACGGUGGGAGAGGGGGUUGAGGGAGCGUCGACGCAGUAGGCGUUAGCCCAGAAGUAAUGCAUGGACGAAUGGAAGCAUGCCACCGAUUGAGAACGUCCUCGAAAGAGCCGAGCGUUGUUUUCUUGUUGUUAGCGCAGUGGGGCACUGGGUAAACCGAACAAAGAGUGGACAGGAAUUUGAUCAGCGGUGGAAUCGAGCUAUGAAGAAUUUGAUUCUUGCCACUCUCUGCUUCAUACGCAUAUCACCAAUGUACUCGUCGCAAUGUCCAAUCAGCGGCCCCCUUGUUUUCCGCCAUCUGCCUGAAUUUAGCGAAAUAAGCGAGAGGGUGGCGGAAAGAUGCACAACUCCCAUAGUCCACACCUUUGCGUGUACCGUGUGCCGCCCAGAAUCCGUACACACAGAGUGCUGCGACUAUUGAAGUGUUGGUGUCUGUUCCACCUGAAAAUGUGGGGCUGUAAGGAGCGAUGGGAGGGGCUGUAGGGGGAUAUACAGGGACUCCUCUACUUACGAACGAGUUAGGUUUCAGAGGUCUGUACGUAAGUCGAUUUGUUCGUAAGUCCAACUUUACUCCUGUCGAUUCCAAACAUGCUGCACGACAUGUACACUAAACACGGGGAAUGACUUUAAAAGUUGCAUAAUUCCCUGUAGAGGCCACUGGUUCUUCAUGUUCUACAGAUGUAGGUGCCACCACCACCGUCUGUUGCGCAGCGGUUGAACUUGCGUAUCUCGGUCCGAACAGGGCAACUGGACACACGGACCAGGAUUGUUCAUAUCUCUGAAAGUUCCUAAGUCGAGUGUUCGUAAGUGGAGGAGUCCCCGUAUCAGAGAUCGGUGGGGCCACGAAUGAGGAUGAAGGCGACGCUAACAAGGAGCACGUUUGAAGCCCUUGCGAGGCCACGAGCUUGCUCCUCGUUUCAUAAACAACGGAGAGGAGGCGUUACUUUUGGGAUAACAGUGCUGCUGUUGUGCCGGAGAUGAGAGGGGAGGUACUCUGUAAAUCAACCCUACGGAGUGCAUCUGGAUGCAUUCGUUGACGCGUCGCCCGACUUGCAAAUCCAAAUGUGAAUUGUUAACACUCUGGUACAACAUUGGACAUUCGCAAUGCAACUCUAACAACAACGUCAACAAUGGUGAUGCUUUAUUUUAGCUACCAAGCAGUAUGCAAGGAUGCAUUUACACCUUACGGUAAUGCAGCUGAUACCUAACUUCAAUUUCCAUUUGCUCGAAUGAGCACUGAGCGGUGGAUACCUCUACGAGCGGACCGUCUUCGUCAUUAUUGACAGUAGUGGUCCCGUCAUACAACAUGUGGAAUUUCUACGACCGACUCGGGAACUGCCAAGGGGGAAACCAGCACCGCCCCAUGCUCCUCCGAGCGUGGUGAAUUUUAAGAUUAUUGCCGUGGUCGCGCUCAAGACAAUUGGCAAGUCCGUGGCCUCAAAACUCCCUCACCUCCCUUGGGGCCCAUUCGAUCAGUUGACUCGCGGUGCCUCCCCGCCUCCCCUUUCACUCCGCGGUUUCGCCCACUCGUCCAAGGUUUUAUCUCCGCACCACUGCAUAUAAUUCUGGCAUGUUUAAACGUUAUUAACGCAACUAUAUUUAACCAUCGUUCAACCUUGAUUACAACUGAAUGCAUAAAGAGAAAGAGAGAGAGAGAGAAAAGUUGUCUUCCAUGAACAUGAUCCGGCACUUUGAGGCUCCUGUACAUAAGGACGCGAGAGUUUUAACAAUGCCGACACGUUACAAGGUGCAUCGCCUGAAACGUAAACGUUGAACGAAAAUAAUGUUAAGAGGUUUGGCGAUUAUAUGGCAAAAAUAAAAUCUAGCAAGCGGUAUAUGGGCUUAUACAAAAAAAAAGUAUGUGCGAUUUAUUUAUGAUAUUUUAAUGCAAACUGAAUUAACUUAUCAAACCAAACUUUUAUAGAUUAUUUCGUGUCCCUGUUAAUGACCUGCGCGCGCCCGCGUGCGUGUGUGUGUGCAACAUAUGCGUGCUUUGUUUUGGUCAUCCGAAUUGAAGGUUACAUUUGACGGUAUUGCGUUUCACGGCUCCGUACUAAUGCAGAUGUCCACACGGUAUUAUUGUUUGAACGCGGGGCCACUUUUUAAGUCUGCUGGCGUGGCACCUGGCCGUGUUUUAUUUUUGCUCAGAAAUGGCUGAGCCACUUCUUUGCCCUGCACCGUUUGUUGUCGAGAUCCCGAUCGUGUCGCUGUCACUUCUCGUCGUGGCUAUUGCUUGUGCCUGUCCUCCAUCCCUCCCCAGAAUCUAUCACCUCCAAAGCGCCUUCAUUCAAGGAGUUUAACAGAGUUAAGAUAAAAACCGUGACAAUAUGGAUUGAUUUAGAUACUACCAGGCUUGAGGAAUGAAGGAUCGCGAUAGAGGGUACGUGGGGAUCACAAAAGGGUAUGGGAGGGAUGGGAAAGAGUGCAGGGACGAGGGGAGGGAAGAGAAUGGCCAAUAGAGAAGAGGUGAGGCUUGAAGAGAGGGACGGAAGGAGGUUAAGGAGGGGGGGGGGGGACUUCGUUAUGAACAGGGGAAGUUUGUUCCAUUGGAGGGGGUGCAAGGAGGGAAAAGAGCAGAAGACCGAAUUGGGCACAGGGAGAAUGAGGGACCGAGAGAGAGCGAGCGACAGAGAAGACUGUGGACGAAGAGGACGAGCGGAGACAUAAGAGAUAAGCGAGGCGAGAUGAGGUGGCACAAGUCGAUAGAGAGAAUGCACAGACUACCGCCUCAUUCCUGCCUCUAGAGUGACACCACGAUCAGUCAUUUCCACUUGACUCUCAGUCCAAUCCGGAAUCAGUCUCCAAGUCGUCUUCACUACCACCCCCGUCUUAAAAUCUCUCUCGUCUCGCUUCACUCUGCUGCUCUCCCCAAGGCCUCUGCUCAGCGAGCACACCUCCAGGCAAUUCCGUGGGUGUUCGCCACUCCUCUACUCGUCCACUGCCCCCACAGUCUGAAACUUCGUUACACAUGGACAUCCACAAUGUUCACAUCCCACCUCCACCCCCUUUACGCCUCUAUCUAUGGUUGUCUCUUUGCAUGAUGUGCCUUCAUGUUUAUGUUCUUAUGUUACUAUCCCCUAUCCGCCUUGUUGCUUACUACUCUAAAAAGCCCUCUUAAAAAGAUGGAUUUAUCCUCUCCCCCGGUCUACUCAAUGUCCAUGGGGUCCCUGGGCUUUUACCUUUGACAUCCUGAGGUGGUGUGGUUGUGUUUAGAAGCCCCCUUUUACUGGAAAAUACGAAUCAACAACAGCCAGGUGCAUUUUUUGUCAAUAUAUAAAUUGUUAAUUUCCGUUGUUUUUCUUAUAUCAGUUUACAGAAGCGGUUGAAUUCUGUUGUUUCUGUAAAUAAAUAAAGCUGCCAAUUACACCGGGGAAAAUCUCAACGUUCCAGCUGCAGAACAAAGUGCCACGACGUAUUUUUGGUUUUCAAAUCUCCCCUCUGGGCGCUGGGCUCCCCAGUAGGCAAACACAAUGUGGUUGUGGUUGUCAGGGUCGUCCAUACGGGGUGGGGGGGGGUGCAGGGCCCAUGGAAAAUCCCACACCGUGUGGAUCCCAUUACAGCCAAUAACCGCGACGUCGAAACGCGGGCCCGCCCGCCCCCCCCCCCCAAGCGCGGGGCCCCGGGCAAUCGCCCCAAUUCGCGCUUACUCUAGGAACGGCUCUGGAUGGCCUCGGGGUCACUCGAGCGGGAGAUGACUCCAGCGAAUGCCGCCACACCACUGGAUGGCGCUACAGCUGCACCGUUCCGUACGCGUGGGAGACAUCGUGGCAGCGACUUUAAAUUCUGACUUGCUCACGAACGAAAAUGCACAAUGGUGUUGGGAGGCUUCGGACACACGCGUAGAUACGUUUCCCGCAAGGCGGCACCCAACGUUGGCAUGUGGUUGUAACCAUUGGACCAACGUUUCUGCUGGCGGACGGGGCCUCCGCUGAUCUCCUGUUGGGGCGUUGAAACAAUGGUGCAACGUUUGCCCAAUGUUGUUCCUACGUUCCGUGAUUCCUGGGCAGUUCUUGUGGGGCUUUUUUGGCUGUCUUUCUUUAACCAACUGUCAAAUGAUACUCCACCACGUAGGGUUUUUUUUUUAUUUGUUCCAAACCAACAUCAUCAUCAAACACCACAUUAAGUGGGGGGGGGGGGGGAGGUACGUUUUGAUUUGCUUGCUUUAUCGUUGUCGUUGGUGACUGAUCUAAGGACCAUCGACUCCGCUACCCUCGGGGACUUGCUUUAAUCACGGGCUGCUGGAACCCAGACUCCAGCAGAAGCCGGCGGUGCCAGCGGUGCCAGCCCCAAUUGUGUCCAGGAAUCCAACCCAUGACGUCAGUGAUGCUGGCUCAUUGUACACUGGCACAGCCAUUUGCGUGUGUGCCAGCAACGUCACGUUAACCCAAGAAGUAUAUACCCACCCCCACCACCACAAUAUUUUUUAAUUGAAAUUCUGCUGUGGUGUUAUGGUCCGCACACGGGUACUUGCAAGGCAAGAGAUCAUCGAUUCGAUAUGAUCUCUUGUUGGGACGUUGAAACAAUGGUGCAAGUUUAUUUUGCUUUAAAACCGCUCUCCUCUGUCCACUCAACAGUGUGAUUGGGUUCGCCACACCACAGUCUAUUGACAUGUCACGUGUAGUUGGGGGGUGGGGGACACACGCGCACACUCCCACCUCUCUCUCGAGACUUCUGUCAAAAUGCCCUCUGGAGGUGCUCUCUAGAGCUGCCUCCAGUGGAGGCCCCGUCCACCAGCAGCAGCGUGAGCAAAGCAAUUUCAAGGGCUGUACCUUUAUCUCUUUAUAAAGCACCCCCCCCUCCCCCGCUCCCCCUCCUAACCCCCUCCAAUAUUCGACAAAAAUGAGCACGGCGGAUCCGACUCAUGUAGUUGUACUGAGAGUGCUGGGCGUUGUUGCAAACCUUGCACGGACUCGCGAGGAGAAAUCUCGUUUUGUGAAACCGGCCCGCGUUCGUUGUCGCGUUCACAUCUCGUUGGUUCAGUCUCAGCAUGGCUCGACAAGGAAUUCACCGAUUGGGCUGCAUCAAGUGGUACCCUCACUUCGCCCGCCAGUGUCAGUGUCGCUGCACCCGUGACGUUUUCAGUGCCAGCAAAGUGCAAUAAAUGACCCGGCGUUGUGCGUGUGUAUGCCACAGUUAUCGCAACACUUAACGAAAGGAAAAUAUAUAACCGUAGUCUUUGUUAUUCCUGGUAAUCGAUCGUUGGUUUACUGUGGAAUUUAUUUUUGUAAUCACAUUUAUGGGUUUAUGUUCAUCUGUGUGUGCCACGUUUAAAGAUACAAACAGAAAAAAAACUAUUGGUAUGCAGUGUCAAGAUUUUGUACGCUAAGCUUUGUAAGCGUAUGUGACUCAAGAAAGUUAUAGGCAGUUUUUAAGAAUAAAAUUAAACCCCUAUACGAUUGCUUUA
This is a messenger RNA of Petromyzon marinus (sea lamprey), 17134 nucleotides long. Its product is annotated as voltage-dependent T-type calcium channel subunit alpha-1H. Gene Ontology annotation, cellular component: voltage-gated calcium channel complex; membrane. Gene Ontology annotation, molecular function: high voltage-gated calcium channel activity. Lineage: Eukaryota; Metazoa; Chordata; Hyperoartia; Petromyzontiformes; Petromyzontidae. The record is from RefSeq and is a predicted model, not a curated record. Gene Ontology annotation, biological process: calcium ion import across plasma membrane.